AUGGUUAAUAGUUUUUUUUUUUGUUUUGUGAUAAUUGGUCUUAUUUAUGUAUGGGACAUCACGUACAGUAAAAAAGCUAAAAUAUUUUUUAAUAAAAAUGAUAUCUUUAGUAUAAAAAAUACGCACUGGGAUAUUUAUGAUAAGAAGAAAUAUUUUUUUAUUGGAAAUAAUCAUUUAAAAAAUGAAGAAAGUUUUUUACCAGAAGUAAGAAAGGAUUAUAAAUCACAAAUAAAAGAAUAUAAGAAUUCAACGAAUGGUAUUAUAUAUCAUAAUAAUAAAAACAGAUUAAGUUAUACAAUAAAUGAUCAAGUAAAUUAUGAUAAUAAUAUGACAAGUGGUAUUAAUAAAAAAAGAAAAGUUAAAGAUAGUAGUAUACACAUGAAUAAUUCUUAUGAAAAAAAUAGAAACAAAAAUAAAUUUGCUUUAUUUAUGAGUGAUGAAGAAUAUACCAUUAAUUCAGAUGAUUAUACCGAAAAAGCUUGGGAAGCUAUUAGCUCCUUAAAUAAAAUUGGAGAAAAAUAUGAUUCGGCAUAUGUAGAAGCUGAAAUGUUAUUAUUAGCUCUACUAAAUGAUUCACCCGAUGGUUUAGCUGAAAGAAUAUUAAAAGAAAGUGGUAUAGAUACCCAAUUAUUAGUUCAAGAAAUUGAUGAUUAUUUAAAAAAACAACCUAAGAUGCCUAGUGGUUUUGGAGAACAGAAAAUAUUAGGUAGAACUUUACAAACUGUAUUAAGUACUAGUAAAAGAUUAAAAAAAGAAUUUAAUGAUGAAUAUAUUUCCAUAGAACACCUAUUACUAAGUAUCAUUUCAGAAGAUUCUAAAUUUACUAGACCCUGGUUAUUAAAAUAUAAUGUAAAUUAUGAAAAAGUAAAAAAAGCUGUAGAAAAAAUUCGAGGAAAAAAAAAAGUUACUUCUAAAACACCAGAAAUGACUUAUCAAGCUCUAGAAAAAUAUAGUAGAGAUCUAACAGCUUUGGCAAGAGCAGGAAAAUUAGAUCCUGUUAUAGGUAGAGAUAAUGAAAUUAGAAGAGCCAUACAAAUUUUAUCCAGAAGAACUAAAAAUAAUCCUAUCUUAUUAGGAGAUCCUGGUGUUGGGAAAACAGCUAUUGUUGAAGGGUUAGCCAUAAAAAUCGUACAAGGAGAUGUACCUGACUCAUUAAAAGGAAGGAAAUUAGUAUCUUUAGAUAUGUCUUCUCUUAUAGCUGGUGCAAAAUAUAGAGGUGAUUUUGAAGAAAGGCUAAAAUCAAUUCUGAAAGAAGUACAAGAUGCUGAAGGUCAAGUUGUUAUGUUUAUAGAUGAAAUCCAUACUGUUGUGGGAGCUGGAGCGGUCGCAGAAGGUGCAUUAGAUGCUGGUAAUAUAUUAAAACCUAUGUUAGCUAGAGGUGAAUUACGUUGUAUUGGUGCUACGACGGUUAGUGAAUAUAGACAAUUUAUAGAAAAGGAUAAAGCAUUAGAAAGAAGAUUUCAACAAAUUCUUGUUGAACAACCAAGUGUUGAUGAAACUAUUAGUAUAUUAAGAGGUCUAAAAGAAAGAUAUGAAGUUCAUCAUGGUGUACGUAUAUUAGAUUCUGCAUUAGUACAAGCUGCUGUUUUAUCAGAUCGUUAUAUUAGUUAUAGAUUCUUACCAGAUAAAGCGAUUGAUCUUAUUGACGAAGCUGCAUCUAAUCUUAAAAUACAACUAUCUAGUAAACCUAUUCAAUUAGAAAAUAUAGAAAAACAACUUAUACAAUUAGAAAUGGAAAAAAUAUCCAUAUUAGGAGAUAAACAAAAGAAUCUAUUUAAUUAUUCUAGUGUAGCUAACACACACAAUAAUAAUAAUAAUAGUAGUAUUAGUAGCAAUAACUCGUCAUCAUAUGGUAACGCUGAAGAAACUGAAGCAACUGUUGAUUAUACUAAAAGCCCCAAUUUUUUAAAAAAAAGAAUUAAUGAAAAAGAAAUUGAUAGAUUAAAAAUGAUCGAUCGAAUCAUGAGCGAAUUAAGAAAAGAACAAAGAAAAAUCCUAGAUUCUUGGUCCACCGAAAAAAGCUAUGUAGAUAAUAUCAGAGCUAUUAAAGAAAGAAUAGAUGUUGUUAAAAUAGAAAUUGAAAAAGCUGAAAGAUAUUUUGAUUUAAAUAGAGCAGCUGAAUUGAGAUUUGAAACAUUACCUGAUUUAGAAAAACAAUUAAAAAAAGCAGAAGAAAAUUAUCUAAAUGAUAUCCCUGAAAAAAGUAGAAUAUUAAAAGAUGAAGUUACAAGUGAAGAUAUUGUUAAUAUUGUAAGUAUGUCUACCGGUAUCAGAUUAAAUAAAUUACUAAAAUCUGAAAAAGAAAAAAUACUUAAUCUUGAAAAUGAAUUACAUAAACAAAUUAUCGGUCAAGAUGAUGCCGUAAAAGUUGUAACCAAAGCUGUUCAAAGAUCUAGGGUUGGAAUGAAUAACCCUAAAAGACCAAUAGCAUCUUUAAUGUUUUUAGGACCAACAGGAGUAGGAAAAACGGAAUUAUCUAAGGUAUUGGCAGAUGUAUUAUUUGACACACCAGAAGCAGUAAUUCAUUUUGAUAUGUCUGAAUAUAUGGAGAAGCAUUCAAUUAGUAAAUUAAUAGGUGCCGCACCAGGUUAUGUGGGAUAUGAACAAGGAGGAUUAUUAACAGAUGCAGUACGUAAAAAACCAUAUUCUAUCAUUUUAUUUGAUGAAAUAGAAAAAGCACAUCCUGAUGUAUAUAAUUUAUUAUUAAGAGUUAUAGAUGAGGGAAAAUUAUCUGAUACCAAAGGAAAUGUAGCUAAUUUUAGAAAUACAAUUAUUAUAUUUACAUCCAAUUUAGGAAGUCAAAGUAUACUAGAUCUAGCUAAUGAUCCAAAUAAAAAAGAAAAAAUCAAAGAACAGGUAAUGAAAUCAGUGAGAGAAACAUUUAGACCUGAAUUUUAUAACAGAAUUGAUGAUCAUGUUAUAUUUGAUAGCUUAUCAAAAAAAGAAUUAAAAGAAAUUGCAAAUAUUGAAAUUAGAAAAGUAGCUAAUCGUCUAUUUGAUAAAAAUUUUAAAAUAACUAUAGACGAUGCUGUCUUUUCAUAUAUAGUAGAUAAAGCCUAUGAUCCUUCUUUUGGUGCUAGACCUCUUAAAAGAGUUAUACAAUCUGAAAUAGAAACGGAAAUUGCUGUAAGAAUAUUAGAUGAAACCUUUGUAGAAAAUGAUACUAUUAAUAUAUCUCUCAAGGAUCAGAAGUUGCACUUUUCAAAAAGUUAA
This is a messenger RNA of Plasmodium falciparum 3D7, 3213 nucleotides long. It is a transcript of the gene ClpB1, whose product is annotated as ATP-dependent Clp protease ATP-binding subunit. Gene Ontology annotation, molecular function: ATP hydrolysis activity; ATP binding. Lineage: Eukaryota; Apicomplexa; Aconoidasida; Haemosporida; Plasmodiidae. The record is from RefSeq and is a predicted model, not a curated record.